AUGCACAAAUCCCUGCCGCCUCUAGACGCGGCGUGGGACCCGACUCUGCAGACUGACGAUGGAGAGGAGUACUGCUGGACGCCGCUACAGCUCGCCGCCAGAAGCGGAGACCUGGACCAAAUCCGCGCCAUCCUUGCCGCCGACCCGGCGGCCAUCAACGAGCCCCCGCACGGGUACUACGGUCAGACGGCCGUCCAGGCUGCAUGCAUGCACGGCCACGAACAGGCCGUGCAGAUGCUUGUCGACGCCGGCGCCGAUAUCCACUUUUGCGGGGGCAACAACUUCCAAAGGAACGCCUUGCAGAUAGCCUGCGGGCACGGCAACGAAAAGGUCGUUGAUAUCCUGCUCAGCGCGGGGGCCAGAGUCGACGAGGUGUCAUUGAAGCCUGUGCCGCAUCCUUCGGGGUACAGGUCACCAACAAUACCAUCGUCGUCGCCGGUUGUCGUGACGCGGUAUAACGGAAGAACGGCACUCCAGGCAGCAGCAGAACGAGGACACGAGCAUCUCGUCAGUCGACUGCUGCAAAUGGGUGCCAACGUGAACGCCCCGCCUUCACCAACGGCGGGGUAUACGGCACUGCAAGCCGCAGCGGGCGGCGGCUACUUGGCGAUAGUGAAGCUUCUUCUCCAACACGGGGCUGAUAUCAACGCGGCCUCGGCAAAGUACAAGGGCUACACGGCUCUUCAGGGCGCAUGUCUGCGAGGUCAUCUCGAGGUCGCCGACCUUCUUCUUCGGGAAGGCGCUGAUGUCUACGCCGUGGGAGGAAUCUACGGGGAUGCAAUGGCGUUGCAUGCGGCAGCUGAGACAGGUCGAGUGGAUGUGAUAGAGCGCUUGUUGGCGGCCGGUGCUGAUGUGAAUGCCUGUAGCUUCAAGGGACGAAGAGGGCAGACUCCGCUGCAGAGCGCUGCGGUUGGAGGUCACGAGGAAGCGAUGAGGGUCCUGAGAGAUCACGGUGCUGUAGGAAAGACUGGAGGUGGAAGGUUCUUGUUUCCUUGA
This is a messenger RNA of Colletotrichum paranaense, 996 nucleotides long. RefSeq lists its product as uncharacterized. Gene Ontology annotation, cellular component: nucleus; cytoplasm. Gene Ontology annotation, molecular function: protein binding. The transcript has a single exon. The coding region runs from base 1 to 996 and encodes 331 amino acids. Lineage: Eukaryota; Fungi; Ascomycota; Sordariomycetes; Glomerellales; Glomerellaceae. The record is from RefSeq and is a predicted model, not a curated record.